Molecule: messenger RNA, 1413 nt
Organism: Thrips palmi
Lineage: Eukaryota; Metazoa; Arthropoda; Insecta; Thysanoptera; Thripidae
Product: pinopsin-like
Exons: 10
Biological process (GO): visual perception; G protein-coupled receptor signaling pathway
Cellular component (GO): photoreceptor outer segment; membrane
Molecular function (GO): G protein-coupled receptor activity
Source: RefSeq, a predicted model, not a curated record
GUGCUCAUGAGCCCCGAGGGCUACAUCGUCUCCUCCGUCAUCCUGGCCGUGAUCGGCGUGGUGGGCUGCCUCUGCAACGGCGUCGUGCUGCUCAUCUACUUCAAGGACAAGCAACUGUGGACUCCGCUCAACCUGCUCUUGCUCAACCUGGUCAUCGGCGACUUCUCCGUGUCCAUCCUGGGGACUCCGAUCACCUUCUCCGCGUCCCUGGCGCGCCGCUGGUUCUUCGGGGACACCAUGUGCUCGGCGUACGGAUUCUUCAUGGCCCUGCUGGGCAUCACCUCCAUCUCGACGCUGACGGUGCUGUCCUUCGAGCGGUACAUGAUGAUCAGCAGGCCCUUCGGCGUGGGCGGGCUGAGCCGCCGCGGCGCCCUGGGCCUCAUCGCCGCGGCCUGGCUCUACUCGCUGGCGCUCACCGCGCCGCCCCUCUUCGGCUGGGGCGAGUACACCAACGAGGCCGCCAACAUCAGCUGCUCCAUCAACUGGGAGACGCAGUCCAACCACUCCACCUCCUACAUCAUCUUCCUCUUCGUGUUCGGCCUGCUCGUGCCGGUGGUGGUCAUCGUGUGGUCCUACGUCAACAUCAUCUUCACCAUCCGAUACAACACGAUCCGCAUCGGGCAGGUGACGCGCGCGCAGCAGCGCAUCGGCAUCAUGGUGGCCCUCAUGGUGGCGGCCUUCCUCUUCUCCUGGACGCCGUACGCCGGCUUCUCGCUGUACGCCGCCUUCGGGGACCCCAGGAACAUCGGCCCGGGGCUGGCCGUGGCGCCGGCGCUCUUCGCCAAGAGCUCCAUCUGCUACAACCCCUUCAUCUACGUCAUGCUCAACACGCAGUUCCGGGCCUCGUGGAAGCGGCUGUGGGGCAGCCACUCUUGUGACACGUCGCUGGAGGCGGGCGUGGAGCCGUCCGUGCCCGGCGAGGUGGUCGUCACACAGCAGACGACGGCGGGCUACGCGUCCCCGGAGACGCCGCUGCGGCGCACCGCCAACCUCAGCGACUCGCUGGACGACGACGACGCGUCGCGGACGGCCAAGCGCGGCGAGAAGCGCGCCAAGCUCCAGGAGCGGCAGCGGCUGCGGCAGCUCAAGGAGAUGGCCCGGAAGCAGUCGCGCUACGAGCGCCAGCUGGAGAAGGAGCUGGAGCGGCACGAGCGCGACCUGGACCUGCAGCGCGAGAAGCAGGAGCGGCUGGAGGAGAAGCGACGCCGCAAGGAGGACAGCCUCAAGCGCCUGCAGCAGCAGCAGUUCAGCGCCAAGUUCCACCCCGCCUGCCUCGUGGCGCUGGUCACCGACCCCCGCAACAACGCCGUGCUCUCGGUGAAGAUGGGCGACGGCGUGAGCCGGCACAGCGGCCCGAGCUUCCUGGCGCGGUGCUUCGGCAAGCAGGACGCCGCGGGCAGCCGUGUGGCUUGA